Molecule: messenger RNA, 1173 nt
Organism: Vombatus ursinus (common wombat)
Lineage: Eukaryota; Metazoa; Chordata; Mammalia; Diprotodontia; Vombatidae
Gene: MED10
Product: mediator complex subunit 10
Exons: 4
Coding region: 96-503 (135 amino acids)
Biological process (GO): positive regulation of transcription by RNA polymerase II
Cellular component (GO): mediator complex; chromatin
Molecular function (GO): transcription coregulator activity
Source: RefSeq, a predicted model, not a curated record
GGAAGUAGGAAGAGGAGCGGGGACGGCCGCGGCGGAGGUGGCGUUGUGGUCUCCCUAGUGCGGUUCAAAGACGCGGCGGCUUCCCAGGUGCGGAGAUGGCGGAGAAGUUUGACCACCUGGAGGAACAUCUGGAGAAGUUCGUGGAGAACAUCCGCCAGCUCGGCAUUAUCGUCAGCGACUUCCAGCCCAGCAGCCAGGCGGGGCUCAACCAGAAACUGAAUUUUAUUGUGACUGGCUUACAGGAUAUUGACAAGUGUCGACAGCAACUUCAUGAUAUUAGUGUCCCUUUAGAAGUUUUUGAAUAUAUUGAUCAAGGCCGCAAUCCCCAGCUGUACACCAAAGAGUGCUUAGAGAGGGCCCUAGCCAAAAAUGAACAAGUUAAAGGCAAAAUUGACACUAUGAAGAAAUUUAAAAGCCUGUUGAUUCAAGAGCUUUCUAAAGUGUUUCCAGAAGACAUGGCUAAGUACCGAAGUAUCCGGGGUGAAGAUCAUCCCCCCUCUUAAAUAGGUUGCUUUCAUUGUGUCCAAAGAAGCCUGUUUACAACUUUCACUGAAUUGUCAUGUCUUUUUGAAAUGUUUGUCUGAGGGUAUAAUGCUUAAGAUGAAAGUGUUCUUGAAAUGUGAAAUGUGAAUCUCGAACAGUUAUUUCAAGACCAUUACAUUUUUCCUCAAGACCUUUGUGUUUCAAAAGAACUCUCACUGGACAUUGGCGCCUUCUCUUCGUUAUACAGGAUAUGUAUAACCAGCUGUCAUUUCUUUUUCCAUGAAUAGUACUUCUUAGGACUAAAAUGAAACUUUUUAUUGUCAAGUGCCAGAGUAUUAAUGGUUCAUAAUCUCUUCAAUGUGAAUUGACAUUGGGUGGGGAAAUUGUACACAGGAUAAAACGUCACCAUGGGAAAUGACUGUCAUUGUCAACUUGUUUUUUUACAUGGCCAAGCAUAGUUUGGUGGAAGACUUAAAAAAUUGACCUGAUGGUGGUUUUUUCCUUUGUGUACUUUCCAUUCCAUUUUUCAUUGUAAAAAGUUGGGGGUCCGUUGUAGAGGUGGCUUACAUGUGAUAAUGUUAUUUGUAUUUUGUACAGUUUAACUUUGAUGUGUAACUGAAGUUUUUAGUGUAACUGUAUUUACGUUUACUUUAGUUAAGCCAAGUAUAUGUAAUAAAAUAUUUCCAGAUA